Molecule: messenger RNA, 612 nt
Organism: Trichobilharzia szidati
Lineage: Eukaryota; Metazoa; Platyhelminthes; Trematoda; Strigeidida; Schistosomatidae
Source: the annotation of a GenBank genome assembly
CAACCGGCUGAUAUACUAGUUUCUAACAAACUUAAGAAAAAGCUUCACGGUGGAUGGCAACGAGCUUUAAAGCGUACUCCAAUGCAUUUGAUGACUGUUCCUGUGAUUAUGAGCACAAAUUACAGAUCUCUACUGAACAAGAUUAAUUACUUGCAUUCUGUAUCAUACUCAAAUGUAUCUUGUAAUACUGCUGUAAAUACUCUUCAAGAAACUUGGCUGCACGAUUCAUAUGACGAUAAUUUAGUCUCUUUACGUGAUUUCACAAUAUACAGCCAAGAUCGAUGCAGCUCAAAGAAGAAGAGAGGUGGAGGUGUUGCCACUUUUAUUAAUUCUCAAUGGUCUACUGCCAACAACGUCUGCUUCAAAUUCUCAAAUGUCAGUAUUGAUUGUAUAGCUGUCAAAUGCCGACCUAAACACUUAUCUAAGGAUAGCUUCAUUUUCAUCACAAAUAUCUAUGUCACACCUUCUCACAGUCCCUCAGAACUGUGGAGUCCUCAAAAAUAAACUCAUCCAACUUUUACUACUAUGUGAGAAAUGAACAUAUCGUACAUUACUUUGUUUUAACCAGAAUCUCUGUACUUUGUACUUAAACUCGUGUUUUGAAUGGAAAAU